CCAAGCUCCAAAAGUUAAACCGAGACUCCAGUCCGCCCGCAGACACUGAACAAGGCACUAAGGACCAGGACGUGGCAACGCAGCUGUGAAACCUCUUCUUUUUUUCAGCCAUAGGAGUACACAGCAUGUCCAAAAUGCUCGACAACAUCUUGGCACAGAACCUCUUCAACCUGACUCUGGAUGACACCUUCCUCUCGCCACAGUCUCAACUCAAAGUGCCGGGACCGAGUGAAUCGAACCAGUUAUCCUCCUUCUUCCCCACCCGCUCCCCCUCCGUGGGGAGCAGCCUCAAUACCGAGCAUGUUAAUGACAAAGACAGCAGCUCUUUUUGGCACGCCAACAUCUGGAGCCAGGCCGCUCCCUCCAAGCCGCAACAGCCCCCGUUCAGGCCUGACCGCUCUAUGAGCCUCACCGAGUCCAGCAGCGCCCUCCUCUCCACCAUAGGCCAGCUCAGGGGCCUGGAGGCCUUCUCCUCGGGGCCUACUACCGUGGCUCCUCCGCCGGGCUUCCCCCCCUCCUCUUCCCUUCAGGCCCAGGUCCCGACGCUCCUCCCUUCCAACCGUUACAAGACUGAACUCUGCCGCGGGUACCAGGAGAGCGGCAGCUGCAAGUACGGUAGCAAGUGCCAGUUCGCUCAUGGCGAGGCGGAGCUACGCGGGCUUUACCGCCACCCAAAGUACAAGACGGAGCCCUGCAGAACCUUCUACAACUUUGGCUACUGCCCGUACGGCACACGUUGCCACUUCAUCCACGAGGAGAAACCCAGCGGCAGCCAGGUUGCAAAGUUCCAAAAACAACGUCAAAUGUCACAGGCCAGUGGUCAGAACCCGCGCCACCAGCUCCGCCAAAGCGUCAGCUUCGCCGGCUUCCUUGGCUCCUGCCGCAGUUCCCCUCCUCCUUCUUUUACUUCAUCCUUCACUGAAGCCAACCUGGGGUUCAGUCGCGCUCCCUCCGUUUCUCCACCUCCUGCCGACCUCCUCUCUCCAGUGUUUGGUGACACAACACAGCGUGAGGCGGCGUCGGCGGUGGCAUUCCAGUUCGGACCCCACCAGGCCCAUGCCAGUGCCGGGGACCUCCACAACAACAUUCCUCUCAUAGUGGACGCCAACGCCAAGCCCUCGCGCUGCGUGUGCGGCCACGGAAAUAACUUCCCCGUUCUCGGCAGCAACGGCAGCAGGGGGUUCGCCGGCGUGGAGGAUGAGCACCAGCAGGAUGCCAGCCUGCUGUUCCCGGGCGGAAAGAAGGCCACCUCGCUGCAGCGUUUCUCCUCGGAGGACUCUCUAGAGGACAGCUACAGCAGCAGCGGAGGGUCCAGCGGAACCGAAUCCCCGACGUUCGACGGCUCGGCCACCAAGAGGCUCACUGUGUUUGCACGCCUGUCGCUGUCCGACUAGACGAGUCCAAACGGAGCAGAACAAAAAUGGAAAUGAGACCCACCCGGACAAUCUCGCCCCUGCCCCCGUUUAGAUUGGGGACAAAGCGGGGGGCACGUCAGCUUCAAGAACACAACAAUAACUGGACACAGUUCUUAAUUUAUGUGUCAAACGUUUUAACUCACUUUGGAUAAACUGCAGAUAAUGACAUUGCUUGGUACCCAAAUAUUAUAGGAAUCUAUUUUUAUACUUCAAUAUGUAGCAAGCGUGACCUUUUUUGUAUUUGAUCUUCCGUCAAAAGUAACUCCUCGACACGCCUUGACGGGCCAGCAAGAGCUACCAGCGGCGAAUAGGCCGUAAUCCUGGUUCAUGGUUAUAGCAAAUGUAGUGAUCAAAACGAGUCGUCGGUGUUGAUAAUCAAUGACUCCUAUGCCUUAAUGAUUCCCCCUGCCUACGAGACAGGCUGUUUAUUCCUUCCACCGUGAACAGUAUAUUUGAUUCUGUAGCCUUAAUCGGAGUGACAAUAACCUUUUUAAUCUGUGAUAUGCACUUUACAGUCAAUAUUAAUGGGAGACGCUGCAAGGCCUGUCUCCCAGUAGCAAUCAGCCAAAGCUUCAUAAUUCAUAAGGCUCUGUAUGUAUGUAUGUGUGUGUGUGUGUGUGUGUGUGUGUACGCGCGCCACAGUGCAUGGACUCCUUGACUUGAUUGUGCUCGUUCACUUAUUUGUAUGAUGCCACAGUGUGUGUGUGUGUGUGUGUGUGUUGGGGGGGGGCACUGUCAUCCUCUAAAUCUCGGGGUGCAUUCAAGCAUAAAAUGUGAUGAUGGGUGUUUGGUAAUUAGCGUGUGUGUGUGGGUGCACUCUCGAAGAGGUAUAAAGAUGGCGCAAAAAAACCAAUUUACAACGGGAUAAGAAGAUAACCAUUCUCAUGUAGUCCAGCUGUCUGUGAACCAUCUGAUUUUUGUAAUUAAUUCUCAGCAUUUUAUUGGUUAAUGAAUGUACCCCCUGUUUUUUUAAUGUUUGUUGUUGUUUUGUUUUGUUUUUUUCUCCAUUGUUUUGCCUGACAACCCUGGUUGGUUCCUCCGCUGAGAGGUUGGCGAGGCUUUUUUGGGGGGCCAGGGACUUUUUAACACCGCAGUAUUCCUUUUAGUAUUUGGUCAAGGCUUAUUUUCAUUGUUUAACUUAAACUAAUGUAUUUAUUAUAAUAUUUAUUUGUGUAAAGAGAAAUGUAUUUUGUAUCUUAUUUAUGGAGAAUUAUUUCAGAAUAUGUGGAAAAAAAAACCAAACAAUGAAAGAUAAAUCAGAAACAUGGGAAAAAAAAAAAGAGAAUCUUAUAUUUUUAAUUGCCUGAAAGGGACAAAAUAAACUACCCCUGAAAGAAA
Molecule: messenger RNA, 2753 nt
Organism: Lampris incognitus (smalleye Pacific opah)
Lineage: Eukaryota; Metazoa; Chordata; Actinopteri; Lampriformes; Lampridae
Product: mRNA decay activator protein ZFP36-like
Exons: 2
Coding region: 126-1394 (422 amino acids)
Molecular function (GO): metal ion binding; mRNA binding
Source: RefSeq, a predicted model, not a curated record